GUCAAAUCCACUGUCUCUCGACCUGCAUAAAAGUUAAAAAAAGAAAAAUGUUUCAUUCAAUCAGCUUCGACUCUUUAAACAAAAGGUUUUCUCCUACAAUCUACAAACGUUUAGUCAACGCUGCACACGCAAUUCCUAAAUCCGUUUCUUCGUUUAAAAGUAUCUCUGACUUGUUGAACUGCUGACGGUGUUGUUGCCGAACGAAAUCGUAUCGUUCAGCUCAAACCAGCAUCAGCAACCGUUUGCUAAGCACAUAGUCUACCACAUCUUUUGCCGUUUUCUUUCUCUCUCGCUCAAUAUAAAUAGCUAUUUUCCUAAUCACAACGCGUCCUACGCAAACAAAACUUGCGAAACGGAAACGUCGGAUACGAAACUAAAUAUUCAUCGCAUCCUGUGCAAACUGACUCUAAUUCAACUCGUCGACUGCUAUGUGCCUGUAGCAUGACUGAAACAGCCACCUGGUCGGAAGGUAGCUGUUGGAAAAAUGUACGCCAAUGUUAAAUCUUUCUCUCCUAACACCUAAGCUCCAAGUGCUCGAGCGUAGAUUAAUUUUCAUACGAUAUACCUGCGUAUAUGAAAUGUCUUUUAACAAACAGUGGCCUGCAUUGAAACCUCCUCAGUUCACGAUGAAGCAUUUCUGGCGAGGCUACGAACAGAAAAAUCUUCUAACAAUACAAUGGAGAUUACACCCCACGAGGCGCAAUCAGGAAGCUUCGCCCAGUCAGUGUGCGAUCGAUGUUUGAGUUUUGCGCCGACGAGGUUCCGAAGGGGAUUUGGCUCAUGACGCAGCAGGGUCCGGACGAAUUUGUUGACAUAAAUUAGCGAUAACAUGUUCGUCCGGCAGCGUUGUCAUUUCAGCACGGCGACGGCAAACAAGCCAAACAAAUAGCCCCGCCGUUGGAGAUGACACCCUGGGUUCGGUGUCGUCAAUGGUGACGAUGGAAACAAAUAUGCGAAAAUUGGAGCGCAGAGACAAUACUUUGCACGCUGUAAAUACAAACGAUGAUGGUGCCGGGCAAACUUCGAUUGCUAUUUGCACGAUGACCUUGCUGCUAGGUAGUCAGGGAAUAGUGAAUUGCCAUGGCUCUGCUUCAUGAUGAGCUAAAUGUUCAUCUUGAAAAUGGACGAUAAAAACCAUUCUCUUCUCCACGCAUGAAUUGCGAAACAAAACGAUUAAACUUACCAUGCAGUCGUGAUAACAAACUCAAUCAAAAUUCCCUACGUGCAUUUUGCAUGUAUGAUUGUUAUCGCAUGAUGUGUGCAUUUGUGUGUGUAUCAAUAACAUAUGUGCAAAUGAAUUAGAGAUUGUUGGCAAUUUACACGAAUAUAUUACACAUGAACUUCUAAAGAAAAAAAAUCUCUGAAAGUAUAAUUAAAAGGUAAUUUGUUGAUUAAAACACAAUCACAGAAUUAACUUAACUUACCUUAACAAAAAAGUAAAAUGUAAUCAUAUUGCUAGAUUAUGUCAAUAAUAUAAAGCUGGGCUGGAUUAUAACUGGUCAAAGUCACAUUUAAAAUGGAUAGGAUGCUACGGCUAUAUCCUUCGUGGAAUCUUCAAUCAAUCACAUUUAAAACACAACUUGCUACCGCACUAACUUUGACACUAAGUAAAAUAAGGGUUUCUUUUCUCGGAAGAAAUGUAUUAAUCCUUUUUGCACAUUAUACCUUGCCAAACAGCAAGGAUUCAACAGGGCAACGAUUUAAGGCUAUCGAUACGUAAUAGAUACGACAAAAUUUAAUAACAUACCUCCUGCUGUUGGGUUCCUCACAUUGUCAACGUCCUUACAAUGCUGACGUGACGCACAUAAAAGCAAUGGAGCGCACAGGUUGGAGAAGCAAUUAACUUCCAGCCGUUCGCCUUCCAGCCUACAACUGUCACUCACUCCGCCUAUAAGCUCAAUGGAGAAAAGGAAAAGUUUUAAUUUCCUCUAUCUGAUCAAUCUGCCACCAGGUUGAGUUUCGAUGCGCUUGGUCACAAUUAUCCAAUUCAAACUUGGAAAGAAAGUAAAAAGUUGCUCGUAGCUAAAUGUGACUUUUCUCACACUUGCUUGGAACUUUGCACCGCGCGCAGGCAAUAUAAUUUCGCUGUCACAAUAACAUCCCUAUCAAAACAUUGAACCAGCACGUUCAUUCGCUCGCAAGUAGCGCCGGCCUUUGGACCAUUGAAAGUAUCGGUUGAUCUGUGUCAAAUAACAAGAACCACCACACCAUGUCCGCUUUGGUGCAUCUAGCAAAGGAUCACAUUCAACGCAUCGCCGAUGGUGGCCAGUUUGUGAUCGUCAACGGUAUGGAUCGGUUUAUCGGAUUUUUUGCGUGGGAUGUGAAACUAAACGCAACCUGGCUGAAGAUGACGCUGAUUGUGUUUGCCGUUGGGUACGAAAUCACCGCCAUAGCUGCCAUGGCGCUGGCCUCAGUAAAAGGCGUCUUUACGGAGAGAAGCUUCACUAUGAGCUUCGUCACAAUGACUGGGGCCAUGUGUAUCGUGAUUUGGUUGUCGCUGGCCGCCUUCCGUCGCGAUCUGACCGGAACAGUCAAGUUUCUACAGCAUCGUCAGUGUACUAUUCACAGACAGAGCGCAGCUCGCAAAGCUCUGAUGGACCGUGUCAACCGGUAUCUGUGGCUGUUCUAUCUGCAGAACAUAGCGCAAGUAUUUUUUUGGAUCAACCUCCUAAGGAACUGCAGCCCGUUGGCGGUGUUCGAGCUGUCGCUGCUGGACAGUGUAAAUGUGCUGUUGUACCCACUGGCAAUGACACUUAUGUCAUUGAUGUUCAUUCACACAAUAAUGAUCGUGUCUACGUUGCUAAGUGCCCUAACGCUUGAGUUCUACUGGUUGGGACAAGAGUUUGAGCAGGUGUUUGCCCAGUGCAAUACGUUUGCCGCUACCGCACGGAAGCGUUACUGGGAUGGGCUAAAACGAAGGAUCGACACUUGCGUUAUUGAGCAUCAGCGACUGCUGGGACAGAUCAGCACACUGCGCAACAAUUUGAAACUUUAUCUGCUGCUGAAUCUCGUUGCCGAUUUUUCGCUCAUUACGUUUGCCGGCUGCCAGAUGGUCAUCUCCAGCGAAGGAGAUCAGCAUCUGUACAGUAUUCUUGCUGCGUUGACCGCAUGCCUGAAUAUGCUCAAUUUCGGUGGGUUGUGUGAUUUGCUCAAGAUUCAGGUGCAUGCAAUCAAGUUUCGCUUGUACAGCUCCCAGUGGACGGACUACUUGCGCCCCGUAUCGGGGCCCCUCUAUCCGCGCUGCCGACGCAUCCGGUCCAGCAUACUCAUCGUGAUGACCCGGGCCGAGCACGAGCUGCGCAUCAGUUGUGGCAGCGUCUACGACAUGUCCCUUGCUACUUGCUGGGCCGUGCUACAGUUCAGCUAUUCCGUGUUUACCCUUCUGCUAAGCUUCUUCGAAAACGAACCGAGAGUCCAGUGAGAGAGGUUCCCAGGUUCGAACACAUCGCACUACCUGCUAGCUGGGAAGUGUUCAUGCAUCCGCAUAAUGAGCCCAUUAUUGUUCUGUAUUUUUAGUAAAAGUGUUUUUAAGUGACGGUGUCCAAAAAUAAACACACAAUCACACACACACCACCGGAAGCUGAUCGAGGUCGUAGCACGUGCGUCCAUGGUGAGGCACGUGCUAGAAACACGUCGCGUUGAAUAUAAAUUGAAAUUUUAUCCUUGGCAGCUUGUAGUGCAGCGAAAGUUGUAUGGGUUAGUUUUCAUUCAUGCAACAGUCCCCAAAUAAACGUGAGAUGUAUUCACCACGAAUACCUAGUAGCGAGGUUGAGCGAUAAGAGUUACGAAAUAAAGGAAAACUUAUAUUUUUGCCAUACUGUAA
Molecule: messenger RNA, 3823 nt
Organism: Anopheles gambiae (African malaria mosquito)
Lineage: Eukaryota; Metazoa; Arthropoda; Insecta; Diptera; Culicidae
Exons: 2
Coding region: 2210-3421 (403 amino acids)
Biological process (GO): detection of chemical stimulus involved in sensory perception of smell; sensory perception of smell
Cellular component (GO): plasma membrane
Molecular function (GO): odorant binding; olfactory receptor activity
Source: RefSeq, a predicted model, not a curated record